CGCGUCUUUGACGUUUGGAUUCGCCAUCAACGUUCUCUUAUGAUUUUUUGCAUGACCACGAACCAAUUACGUAUUCUCAGUGACUGACCACAAAAUCACGCAAGUUUAGGACUUUGUCCUACAUGUUGCGAGUUUGUAGAGCGUCUAGCUUCUAGAGUGUUUCUUCCAUCUCAUCUAAUAACAAUUCUUCGUCGUUGGUACUAGGGUCCUCUUCAAUAUAUACGAACUUGAGGGGACUCAUUUUCCGCGCUCGAAGAAGCAUCGUGGCAGAGCUUCUUCGAGAUGUGCUCCUAUUCCUCGACCAUGCUGUUCACUCGGCCCGAGCAAUCCCAGUGGCCAGUCCUGAUGAGCUGUAUCGCUGUCUUUUAUAGCGGCUGCUCUUUACGCAUCUUUCGUUCGCUCGCGGAGAGGCCACCUCCUCCUGAGAUCGAUCAUAAGAUCACAUUUUCAGCUCACGAUCUCUCCAUACGUGGACUCGACUGAAAAUUAAGAUUUAUUGACUGUCGUUCCAGAACGAAGUGAAGGUCGGAGUGCUCGAGAGUGGCUUGGGUGGCUGCAGCCACUGAGAGGGAUCUUUUUCAGCUGGCAUCAUGGAAUGUCAUGCCAUGUUGAGUGAGGUGGGAGACGAUAGUUUGUAUAGGAAUAUUGGUGGGAGAAGCUGCUGAAAGAUACAUGUUGUUCGCCUUUACACUUGAUAACACUAGCGAAAAGAAAACACAGCAGGGAUACAACUACUUACUGUAAGAUUUCACGUAGGGAGAAUGCAGCAUGUGAC
This is a messenger RNA of Westerdykella ornata, 775 nucleotides long. RefSeq lists its product as uncharacterized. The record is from RefSeq and is a predicted model, not a curated record. The transcript has 3 exons. NCBI's taxonomy places the organism in Eukaryota, Fungi, Ascomycota, Dothideomycetes, Pleosporales, Sporormiaceae. Bases 304 to 483 code for a protein of 59 amino acids.